Neoarthrinium moseri is the source of this 1818-nucleotide messenger RNA. RefSeq lists its product as uncharacterized. Bases 1 to 1818 code for a protein of 605 amino acids. Lineage: Eukaryota; Fungi; Ascomycota; Sordariomycetes; Amphisphaeriales; Apiosporaceae. Gene Ontology annotation, cellular component: membrane. The record is from RefSeq and is a predicted model, not a curated record. Gene Ontology annotation, molecular function: transmembrane transporter activity. The transcript is spliced from 6 exons. Gene Ontology annotation, biological process: transmembrane transport.
AUGUCUUCGGACGACAACUCUGCGUCAAACAAUGAGCUGCAAGAAGCGAAGAUUGCUCGCAGUGAGCACGUGGAAAGUGCUAGGGACCCCAAGGAUAAUCAGUUGAAAGAAGUCCAUACCGAAACCUCGGAAGACAACAAGAACUACUUGAAGGUUGUUCACACUGAUGGAACUGUUAAUUACGUCGAUCACAAUGCCGUAGGAGGGGACGCAGCAGCCAUGCCAGAGGGAUAUUUUAGAAGCGUCGAGUUCAUAGGAACGGUAGUGGCACAAUGCUGCGCAAACAUCUGUGCUUACCUCGGUUGGGUCUUGCCAGCGAACACAUUAACUCUGAUCAAUGCCGAUCUCGGAAACUCCCCUGACAUCAACUGGGUUGCGACAGUCUGGACCCUCGGGAGUUGCAUCGGAUUCCUUCUCGUCGGCCGAAUCAGCGAUAUCUUUGGCAGACGAUACAUGGUGCUCGGUACACAGGUCCUUGGUCUCAUUGGAUGUAUCAUAGGGUCCUGUGCCCAAAGCGUAGGCAUGCUUAUCGGUGCAAACCUCUGCAAUGGUAUUGCUGCAGCAGGACAGCUAUCCUUUGGGAUCGUCCUUGGCGAACUGGUGCCAAAUACCAUGAGGGGUCCCAUCGUCACUCUCGUCUUCAUCUCAUCGGCACCCUUCGCCGUGUUCGGUCCGAUCAUAGCCAGGCUCUUCAUCGAGAACACGGCCUCAAAGUGGCGAUGGAGCUACUUCUUGGGCGACAUCUUCAGUGUCAUUGCUCUCGCGCUGUACUUCUUCCUCUACCACCCGCCGACGUAUAACCAACUCCACGUCAACGGCAAGACCAAGCGGCAGCAAGUCAAGGAGCUAGAUUUCAUUGGAAUAUUCCUGUUUAUUGCAGGGUGUGUUCUUUUCCUAGUUGGCCUCUCCUGGGGAGGUUUAUUAACAUUCAUCUUCUUCAUUGUAUAUGAGGCAUAUUUCUGCAAAGUGCAGCCGAUCAUGCCCCCUCGUCUGUUCAAAAACAUUGGUUUUGUUGCGAUCGUGGUCAUUGCAGCCAUUGGGGCGAUGGUUUAUUAUUCGCUCACCGUCAUCUGGCCAACCUUGAUUCAGUCCAUCUAUACAACAGAUUCUCGGGAGAUUGGCAUGCAGAGCUCAGUUGUUGGCGGCGGUAUCCUUGCAGGUCAAGUACUAGGAGGUCUCUUUAUCUCCUUCGUGCCCAAAGUCAAGAUCCAGACUGUGAUCGCCUCUUUGCUGUCCUUCACCUUCAUCACAGCCCUCUUGUCUCUAGACAAGGAUCGCUGGGCGGCAACUAUCGCCCUCGCCACCUGCGGACUCGUUGCCAUUGGGUUUAUCGAUAACAUCUCCUUUCCGGGUGUGACUCUCGUUCUUGAACCUCAAGAUAUCGGACUUGCGACUGGAGUCAUGGGCUCAUUGCGCGCCCUGGCUGGGGCCGUUGCACAAGCCUUGUACGUCUCGGUGCUUUCGAACAAACUCAAUGACUACGUGCCACAGUAUGUCGCGCCAGCCGCCAUAGAUGCUGGAUUACCGCCAUCAUCCCUUCCGCAGUUGUUCGCCGGAAUAACUGCUGGGAGUUUUACGACUGUUCCUGGAAUUAGCGACUCAAUCAUUGCGGCUGUUGGCAACGCCCUGAAGGCCGCUUACACGGAUGCUUUCAAGGUUGUCUUCUAUUGCACAAUCCCAUUUUCUGUUAUCUUAAUUGUUGCGUCCGCUUUCGUACCCAACAUGGAGAAAUAUCUGGGCAACAAUGUGGCAAGAAGGCUUCAGAACCAAGGUUCUCAGAAGGACCCUACUGAAAAGCCCCAAGAGAUGAAUGUAUAG